ACGAACGGAGCAUGCGAAGAAGAGAGCAGCGAGAGGAUGGAGAUUUGACAAGUUCUGAAAAAGAAAUGCAGCUGAAAUCUGACAGAAUGGUGGAGUUUGAGUUUAUUAAAGUGGAGAUUGAUGACCUGACGGAUCCAGAACCAUCCAGAAUAAAUCAUGCAGAUGCUAAGGUUACCGAACAAACAGAUCACAUGGAAAAGAACGAGCAAAGAGCCAGACUCAAUGAGGAGGUGGAGAAAGACUUCAAAACUCAGAGGAUAAAAGACAGAGAGCGGUGUGGAAAACGUGGAGGACUGAUGGACAAGAGUAAACAGCAGAAGAAAACCGAUAAAGAAAAAACAGAUUGUGUGUGUUUGGAGUGUGAGAAGAGCUUCACUACAGCUGACAACCUGAAACGUCACCAAAUGAUCCACAAUGGGGAAAAACCCUACAAGUGCUCAUAUUGUGAGAAGAGUUUCACUCAGGCAAUAACAAUGAGAGUACACGAGCGAAUUCACACCGGAGAAAAGCCGUAUCGCUGUCCUCAAUGUGGAGAGAGUUUCAGAUAUAAGACUUACCUCACUUACCAUCUGCAUGUUCACACAGGAGAAAAGCCGUUCACCUGUACUCAGUGUGGUCACGAUUUUAAAAGAGCAUCAGGUCUAAAACAACACAUGCGAAUUCACACACAUGAGAAGGUUUAUGCGUGUGCGUUCUGUGAAAAUAGAUUUUCACGUCCUGAUGACUGUAAACGGCACCAGAAAACACACACUGACGAGAGAGAUCAUGUGUGUUCGGAGUGUGGGAAGAGCUUUACUAGAGCUGAUCAUCUGAAAAAACACCAAAGGAUUCACACUGGAGAAAAACCGUACAAGUGCUCAUACUGUGAGAAGAGUUUCACUCACUCCUCAAACUUGAAAACACACGAGCUAAUUCACACCGGAGAGAGGCCGUAUUACUGUCCUCCAUGUCAGAAGGGUUUUAUACGUUUAAACAGCCUUGAAAAUCACAUGAAAAAACAUCAGAAGUCUUCAUAGUGAGGAACAGUUUCAUGAAAAAUAAUCCUGUGAUGCUCCAGGGAUAGACGAGUCUCGCUGACGUCAAGCUUCUCCAGCGCCUAGACUGCAGCUCUGCACAGGACGUUUGGCCAGAGAAGAAAUGGUCAUGCCCAACUGAGCCUGGUUUCUCUCAAGGUGUUUUUAAUUCUUCACUUUCGCCAGUUGAAGUUUUUUUCCUCGCCGCUGUCGCCACUGGCUUCCAUGGUUCGGGACCUGUAGAGCUGCGCAUCGAUGGAUUUGCUCUUCAGUGUUUGGACUCUCAGCAUUGAAUAUUAAACCACGCUGAGCUGAUCUGAA
Danio rerio (zebrafish) is the source of this 1334-nucleotide messenger RNA. The record is from RefSeq and is a predicted model, not a curated record. Lineage: Eukaryota; Metazoa; Chordata; Actinopteri; Cypriniformes; Danionidae.